AUGGAAACCUUUGAGGCGAUUGAAGCCAUGAGAUGUAAAAACAGGUUUUCCUCUGGGGACUAUGCAGGCUAUAAGAACUAUCUUAAGAUUCAAAUGAGAAAUCUGGGUGCCGAAUGCAAAGGAAGGGAGGUGUAUAAGCUUGAGUCAAACCUAUCUAAGUUCAUGAUAAUCAAUUCUGCAAGGUUUUUGAAGAGCAACCUGAGGAUACUUAAAAAGGACGGGUCUGAGUUUAGCACUAUGUAUAGCAACCUCAUGAAGGGCAUUAUGGGAAAGGGCGUUGAGGUUGGUACACUUCUUGAGCUUAGGAAAAAGCUUCUGCCAUACAAGACGUUUGUAAAUCAAAUUGAUGCACUGCUCGAGUCACCUCCAUACAACUUUGAUGUUUCAUCUCUGAAGGUUAGGCAUAUGUGGAACGACAUUCCAAUCGGAUUCAGCAGUAGUUUUGAAAAGGACCAAUUUCUGGAGGGAAAGGCGCCUCAAGAUGACGGGUACGAUUCAGACAUUUCAAAGGCCAUAUUGAAGGUGGAGAAUAAAAAGAAAAGAUUGGUAUCUCUCAUUGAAGCCAAGCCCGCCAAGAUCGUAUGCAUUAACAAGAAAGUGGAAGAACUUCUAAAGGCUCUCUAUGGAUUAAAGACCAUUCUGAAUGAAAACUUGAUUGAAUCUAGCUAUACUGAGCAAAUAAUAAACGACACAGAGCAGCUUAGAGUAUAUUACUCCAACGUUAUGGAGUUCAUGAAUUAUUUGAAGUGGGAUGACUCCAUAGAUGCAUUUAGGGUUCCCUCGACAUUCAAAAUGGUUGAUUCACAGAUAUUGAGAACAAGGGAAGAUCUGUCUUACAUUCCGAGAAAGUGCUCCAGAAAUGCAGUGGUUAAGUAUUUGGAGAAGUCUCUUAGGCCCAAGGAGCCCACCAUAAAGAUUCCAUUCAUACCUGUGUUGUUUGAUGUAGCAAAGGACUACAUAUCAUAUCCUGCUGAAGACAAGAAAGUAUCGGAGCUGUUUAAGAAGCUUCAUGUGUCAAGAUGA
Molecule: messenger RNA, 1023 nt
Organism: Encephalitozoon hellem ATCC 50504
Lineage: Eukaryota; Fungi; Microsporidia; Unikaryonidae
Exons: 1
Coding region: 1-1023 (340 amino acids)
Source: RefSeq, a predicted model, not a curated record